AAGCAAGAAAAAUGAUUUUGAAGGCAAAAAUACGAAAAAUAUCAAGUUCACCCUCGCUGACGCUCCAAUUCUAGGGUAGAGUUUAAGCAUCCUCUUCAUUCUUCUCAACCGUGCUGAUGACCACGUCCGGUAAUCGAACCAGAAACUGAAAUGUUAUGAAUCGGUUGACUCGCCUAGUCACCCCAUUUCACUCGCCCGAGUCGGCCCGCUUUGUUACCGCCAACUCUCUAUCUCUCCGUCGUGUCCCUAACACUUUUACCUCCACACCCUUCAAAUCAUUCUCGAUCCCUCCGAAACUGGUAAAUAAUUUUACUAUUUCCGGCAAUCGUUAUAAAUCCGAUAAUUUCCGGCCGGUGAUGGAUUCGUCGUCGCCGGAAACUGACCCACCGACCGGCGAAGAUUUCGUUCACAUUGAAAACCCUGCCGUCGUCGUGGACAGCUUAUCCGAUAGUAUUGUCCGUGUUGAUGUGCCGAGAGAAGACGAUGACGAUGACAACAUCACCGUUAGGAGGCCUCCUGAAGCAGAAGCCUCGGAGCAGAGGAGGGUUCUACCGGAUGAGCUUUCGAGGAGCGUGACAGUUCUCUCGUGUGAAUCGUCGGCUAAUGAUGGUGUUUGCGAUGUCUAUGUAGUCGGAACAGCUCACGUUUCAAUGGAAUCUUGCAGAGAAGUUGAGGCUGUAAUCAGUUAUUUAAAACCGGAGGUUGUUUUCUUGGAGCUAUGUUCGAGUCGAGUAGCUUUGCUUACUCCUCAGAAUUUGAAGGUACCAACAUUUGGAGAAAUGGUAGAAUUGUGGAAGAAAAAACACAACAUCUUUGGAAUACUUUACAGUUGGUUUCUUGCCAAGGUUGCUAAUAAGUUGGAGGUUUUUCCUGGUUCUGAGUUCCGUGUGGCAUAUGAGGAAGCUGUGAAGUAUGGUGGUAAAGUGAUACUUGGUGAUCGUCCAGUGCAGAUCACCAUAGGAAGGACAUGGGCAAAAAUGCCUCUUUGGCAUAAGAUUAAGCUGUUGUACUCUUUGUUGUUCCAAGCAGUCUUUUUACCAAGUACUGAGGAUCUGAAUAAAAUGCUAAAGGAAAUGGAUGAUGUUGAUAUGCUGACUCUUGUGAUUCAAGAGAUGAGUAAGGAGUUCCCCACUCUUAUGGAAACUCUUGUACACGAGCGAGAUCAGUGCCCAUAGACGGUUAUUGUGCUUGAAAAAAGAAAGAUUGAAGUUAAGUACUACACACCUAUAAUUUUGGAUCUCAUAAUUGAUUAAGAGUUAGCCUUGUUGGCGCUGAAAGUUUUGCUUUCUUAAAUUUCUCUUUACUUCCAUGCCCUUCUCCCAAUAUGAAAAUACUCUUUUAAAUUUGAUUUCAAAUCUCUCAUGUUCUUUCAUGAGUAUAGAAAGCAUUGGAGCUAUAGAUUCGAUAUAUGUUCCCCUCGACAUUUGGAGGGCUAUUGAAAUUAUUAUUUUUUUAUUGUUUAUUUAUUUAUUUAUUUUGGCUAACCUGAUUAUGCAGUAACUGGCUGGUUAUAGAUUGGUGCAAAGUAAAUGUUAUGGUAGUAACUUGAUCUAUCAGCAGAUCUCUCUUUGCUAUUUUUGAGUGCUUCCUUUUUAAAGGUUUUGAGUAUUACCAAUCUGACUUGUGUAUGUGUUCUGCUUGUGCAUGCAACUAUAGAACUAAGUUAUAUUUGGGACUACGUGGCAUGUUACCAUGCAGUUAGACACCAAAUAAAAGAAUGUUCCCAAUUGAGUAUCCUAAUAUAGUGUUCAAAUAUAUUUCUGAUGAAGUCCUUUUUGGCUUUUGAGUUUGCUUCAAGUUUGUUUAAUGAAUCUUCUUUUCUUGUGUUUGCGGAGGUGUUGUGGGUGCCACCCUUUUGUGGUGCCUACAAUAGUUUUUAAAUUCUAGAAUAUUUUUUUUUUUUUUUUUUUU
Molecule: messenger RNA, 1911 nt
Organism: Ziziphus jujuba (common jujube)
Lineage: Eukaryota; Viridiplantae; Streptophyta; Magnoliopsida; Rosales; Rhamnaceae
Exons: 8
Coding region: 156-1175 (339 amino acids)
Source: RefSeq, a predicted model, not a curated record